AUGGCAGAAGCCAAAAUGGAUCUUCGAAUGUGGACUUUUAAUCAAUAUGGUGAUCAAGAGCUAGCAGCUGAAGAUAGUGAUCCAGUCUCCGCAGUUCUAGGUUUCUUUGUGCCCGUCAUAUUACCUGCGAAAUUAAUUCUUCAAGAGGCUUGGGCAACAAAAUCGACCUGGGAUAAGCCAUUACCGGAAGAACUUCAAACAAGAUUUGAGAGAUGGUACGAAAGGUUGCCUAGUCUUUCCAGCCUUAAAUUACCUCGUCGCAUGGGUCAUGGAAUUAAGGAUUCAUGGACUCUACACGUCUUUUGCGAUGCCAGUCAAGCUGCUUAUGCAACUGUCAUUUACUUACGAAGUAAGGAAGAAGACAAAGUUUUCGUGAAAUUCGUCAUAGCAAAAUCACGGGUAUCGCCCUUAAAGAAAAUAACUAUUCCGCGUUUGGAGUUGCUAGCCUGUGUUCUAGGUGCACGCUUGGCAAGGUAUACUGUUGAAACCCUGUGCUUAGUCGAUGUCCCGAUAUAUUACUGGACAGACGCUACUGUGGCUCUUAGCUGGAUACAACGAGAGGAAAAAACUGGGAGUAUUUGUGAAUAA
This is a messenger RNA of Stegodyphus dumicola, 588 nucleotides long. RefSeq lists its product as uncharacterized. The record is from RefSeq and is a predicted model, not a curated record. Lineage: Eukaryota; Metazoa; Arthropoda; Arachnida; Araneae; Eresidae.